UGGUCCUCAGGUGUUUUGGCCUACAACUCCCAGAAAUCCCAACCAGCUUACCAGCUGUUAGGAUUUCUGGGAGUCAAAGGCCAAAUCAUCUGGGGACCAACACAUUGAGAACCACUGCCCUAGGCGAUACCUUAUAUGCAACUGAAAAAUAUGUUCUUUUUAUUUGUUUGUUUGUUUACAGUAUUUAUAUUCCACCCUUCUCACCCCAAAGGGGAUUCAGGGCGGAUCACAUUGUACACAUACAAUGCCAUAUGAACAUAGAGACAGAGACAGACACAGAGGCAAUUUAACCUUCUCCAGCUUUCAUCUUCCUGAGGGGUUCUCGAUUCUGGCAACAGGGAGAGCAGCUGCUUCAUCAUCCACUGUGAAGCCAACUUACUUAUUCCUUUCCGCACACUGGUGGCAGUUUUAUUAGCCUCCCCACAUAGUGGUACCUAAAUUUCCUACGUAAUAAAUGCAACUAUCUAUCGGGUUGCUUAGUUCAACAACGAGCAGGGGCUAUUUUUUAUUUUAAUUGUCGGGUUCUCACUCCCAACACAGGCUGGCCUCGAACACAUGACCUCUUGGUCAUAGUGAUUUAUUGCAGCUGGCUCCUAACCUGCCUGCGCCACAGUCCAGCCCCAUUCUGGCAUUUCUGGGUCCUCCAGCACAAUUCUGUAGUUAACUUCUGGGCAACAUCUGGAAGCUGACCAUCAGCUCAUGCUUGAGGACGUAGAAAUGCCUAUAAAAGUGUUGUCUCCUGUAAAAAAAAAUAGCAUUUGCAUUUUCCCUAUAAAUUUGCAGUUUUUCCACGUUUGCAAGAACUCUAUGCCCCUCACCCUUGAAACUGUGGAUGAAUUGCUGUACUAGCUUCAGAACAAACCAGGAUCCUAACCCAUGAUUCAGCAUCUUGGCAUCUUCUGAAGAUAAGAACAAGUUGGAAUCUAAGCCUUUAAUUGAUGAACUGGAGCUAAAUAUCUUGACACUGUCCCGCUGACUUGUGACUAUUGGAAAUGGAGUCAAAAGUUGGCAACCUUACAUUUGGCUUCCAGCGAAGCUCAGCAUCAGAUGAUGAUUCUGGAUGUGCCUUAGAAGAAUAUUCAUGGGUUCCUCCAUGUCUUAGACCAGAACAGGUACAACUGUACUUUGCUUGUCUGUCAGAGGAGAAGAUUCCUUAUGUUAACAGUCCAGGAGAGAAACAUCGAAUUAAACAGCUUCUCUAUCAGCUACCACCCCAUGAUAAUGAGGUGAGAUACUGUCAAUCUUUAAGUGAAGAAGAGAAGAAGGAACUUCAGAUAUUUAGUUCCCAGAGAAAGAAGGAAGCCCUGGGACGAGGCACAGUCAAAUUACUUCCUCGAGCAGUUAUACAUGCUCUUUGUGAACAGUGUGGUACAAAGAUAAAUGGGGGUGAAGUUGCAGUGUUUGCUUCAAGAGCUGGGCCUGGAGUUUGCUGGCAUCCAUCCUGUUUUGUGUGCUUUACAUGCAAUGAACUCCUUGUUGACUUAAUCUAUUUCUACCAAGAUGGGAAAAUCCAUUGUGGCAGACACCAUGCUGAACUGCUCAAGCCACGAUGUUCUGCGUGUGAUGAGAUUAUUUUUGCUGAUGAAUGCACAGAAGCAGAAGGUCGUCACUGGCACAUGAAACACUUCUGUUGCCUUGAGUGUGAAACCAUACUUGGAGGACAGAGAUAUAUAAUGAAGGAUGGGCGGCCAUUCUGCUGUGGCUGUUUUGAAUCCCUUUAUGCAGAAUAUUGUGAGACUUGUGGGGAACACAUUGGGGUUGAUCAUGCUCAAAUGACUUAUGAUGGACAACACUGGCAUGCUACAGAAACUUGCUUUUCAUGUGCUCAGUGCAGAGUUUCUCUACUUGGAUGCCCUUUCCUUCCCAAGCAAGGCCAGAUUUAUUGUUCUAAAUCCUGCAGCCUGGGAGAGGAUGUUCAUGCUUCGGACUCUUCGGACUCUGCCUUCCAGUCUGCUCGCUCAAGAGAUUCCAGACGAAGUGUUCGCAUGGGGAAAAGCAGUCGGUCUGCAGACCAGUGCAGGCAAUCUCUCCUCUUGUCACCGGCACUGAACUACAAAUUCCCUGGGCUUUCCAGCAAUGCUGAUGAUACACUGUCUCGGAAACUGGAUGAUUUAAGUUUGUCAAGGCAAGGAGGUUUUGUAGAUGAAGACCUCUGGAAAGGAAGGGCAGAGGAAGUACCUGAUGAUCCAGAGGAGUGGGCUGAGCAUGAAGACUACAUGACACAGCUGCUCCUAAAAUUUGGCGAUAAAGGCCUCUUUCAGCAGCCUGUGGAAGUAGAUGUGAGAUCAAAUGAGCCGUGGAUAUGUGAGAGUAUGGUUCAGGGGAGAUCAGAAUUGAAGAAAAAUAGUCAGAGCCUAGCAAGUAAGAAAUACCAGUCAGAUAUGUACUGGGCACAAUCCCAAGACGGGCUGGGAGAUUCUGCGUAUGGAAGCCACCCCGGACCUGGAAGCAGCAGGAAAAUCCAAGAAUUGGAAAUGGAACAUGGCGCAACUAGAUACAAACAUGACCAAAAACCAUGGUAUGAUGACUCACUAGAGCGUUUAUCAAACCUGAAGCAACAGGAGCAGUGUGUUCGGGAUUCAAUGGAUUCACUUGCCCUAUCUAAUAUCACAGGUGCUUCUGUUGAUGGAGAAGUCAAACCAAGACCUUCUUUGUAUUCCUUACAAACCUAUCAGGAACUGGACACAGAAGACUGUGAGAAAUUGAGCAACAUGGGAACUCUGAAUUCCUCAAUGCUUCACAGGAGUACAGAAUCUUUAAAAAGUUUAAACUCUGAAUUAUGUCAAGGUGAGUCUCUGCCAGAAGAAAAGCCGAUGCAUGUGCCCGUACUAAGAAGAUCCAAAUCACAGAGCAGGCCUCAGCAAGUUAAGUUUUCAGAUGAUGUUGUUGAUAAUGGAAAUUAUGAGAGUCUUGACAUCCGUCAACCUCCAAUGAGUGAAAGGACUCGCAGACGUGUUUAUCAAUUUGAGGACCAAGGGAAGAGGCAUCAUCAUCGUCACAGGAGGAGUAGAAAGUCUCGUUCUGACAAUGCACUUCAUUUGGCUGCAGAAAGAAAACCUCAAAAGGAGAGACUUAAUUUUUAUUCUCCUCAGGAUUACAGCAAGUUAAUUCAAAAUAAAAGUCCUCAUGCCAUUCGGGCAUACACUCCCAACUCAUACAGUCAGUAUACUCAUGUUGCCUCCAACUAUGCAAUGGGGAAUCAACGAGAUCAGGUUUUUGGAUUUUUUGGUGAAGAAGAAGACUCUUGGUGUUCGUCUUCAUCAUCAUCUGAUUCUGAAGAAGAAGGAUAUUUCUUAGGCCAGCCAAUUCCACAGCCCAGAUCAGUGAGAUACCCCUACUAUGCAGAUGUCCUUUCCAGCCCACCUACUGAGCUCCCCAGUUCUCACUUUGGACAGAGAACAAAAUCAAAAAAGAGAAAAUCGCACAAAGGGAAAAACUGUAUAAUUUCUUAAGUUUUACUAGGAAUUAUUGACUCUGUGCCUACACUGUUUUUCAAAUCCUAUGUAGAUAAAUGGUUUAAAUAAAGCCUAUAACAUGGACUGUCCAUCCCAUGGAUUGUCCAUCUAUGUCAUCUCCCAAGGCCCUGUAUGUAAUCAACAGAAUUAAGAUGUAAGUUUGAUUCUAUGCAGAUGUAGCAUUUAGAAAGCCCUUCUAGCAACUGAAGAUAAUCCAGUAAAACAAGAAAGACGUGCAGUCCUAAAAUGGAAAAGAAUUUAUCACUUUGGGCAAAGAUCUCAUUUCAUACUUUAAUUGUCUAGUUAAAACCAUAUUUGUUCAGCACAGAUGUGGGUAAGGUUGGCCAUAGAAGAUGCUGGACUGUAUCUCCCAUAGUAUUUAAUCAUUUAGUGUGCUAUCUUGGAUUGAUGGGAGUUGCUGUUCAACAACUUCUGAGGACAACAUAUUCCUUAGACUUGGAUUAGUGCUACAUGUAUGAGCUGGAAGAAGCCCAAAUAAUAGUUUCAGCUGGUGCAUGUCUGUUUCUUUUGUGCGGUUAGUAGGACCACAGUGAGACUUGGUUUCAUUUGCACUGGCCGUGAGACUGUCAUAUGCAAACCAGAAAUAAUAUUUGACAAACUUCCAGGUUUGUUAAAAAAAAAAAACAAGCUAAUAAUAAACAGAAUAGUGUGUUGAGUGCAACCUGGGGGCCAGGGUUUAAAGCAAACUAAUCUGUAUUCUAAACGGGUUAUAUUUAAACCUCACUUUAAACGGUGAUGAGGAAACAUGCUUACAUUAAUCGCCUACUUAGUUAAUAAUGUAUAACUGCAGCACAUCUCCUGACCCAGCCCUCCAAGCCCACUUUGACUACCAACUGCCCUGAGUGAUGGAUGUCUACUUAGAUGGCAACCAGGGCACAGGAGAAUGAAGUUUCUAUUUCCCUCCCAUCUGCAAUGUAGAAUUUUGAAAGUUGUCCUUCUGAUUGUCAAAGCCUGGAAACCACCUCUUCCUGAGCCCUGAUCACCAUCUGAAGAAACUUUCAUCACUCAAUGUGGCUGGUGUCUGGUGAGGUGAGAAGGGUAUUUACAAUUGUGGCAAAAGUGCCAUAACCACAAAUACAUAGUAUUACUCAAUACAAACCAUAUUCAGGGGUAACUGCUACUAAUCUGUAACCACAAUACUCAGUGCCAGCCAUUUACCACAACAUCAAACAUUAAGCCAAGUUUUCAACUAAACAUCUACUGCAGGAUCAUCUAGGACGUCUUCCCAUGUGUGGAUAUAAUACUAAUGAGGGGCCGUCAGUCUGUGACAUUCCAUACUUGUUGGAUUUUAAAAAUAUUCAUAGGGAAACAGGUUGCCAGUCUUCCACCAAACAUGGUUUAGUAUUGUUUGCAAACAUAGCCAGUGUCUCACAUUGUGCAUUCCUGUUAAUCGGAUCUCUGUAUUAAUGCCGCCCAACCAGUGUUUUAAAUCCUGCCAAACUGACUUCUGUUUAAUUUUUGUUUGAGUGAUCUUCACUCAGGAAAAAGCAAUUGAGCAUAAAAUGUUCACUGCCCUCAAGCAACUUUUCAUGUGUUGUAAGCCAAAGCCCCAUGUAUGAAACUAAUUGUAUGAACUUAGUGAGUCUGCUUGCUGUUGUAAAACAAACAAGGAUCCUGAAUGUCGAAACAUUACCCCAGCUUCCAAAUGUAGUAUAUGAGCAGCAAUUAGAAACAAUAUUUAUAAUGUACUAUUUCAUAGCUGAAACUAUGUUCAUAACACUGCAAAUAAUGUACAUAUUGUAAAGUUAAAAUUUAAGACUAUUUUUAUAUCCCUGAAUUGAAAGACAUUUGUUUAAAAUACAAAGAGUAGUUUUAUUUGAGGGUUUAACAUCAGCUUGAGUCAACAGGGGUUUGCUAAAUGUUCAUAAGUUUAUAGUAGUGACAUGUUUAAUUUUUGACAGUAAAGCUCUGUUUGCAUGGUGGAGCUAUGUAAAUACUGUUUAAGCUAAGGUUCUUAAUAUUAAAGGAAUUAUUUAUGGGUCAAGGAAACCAAAUUAUGUAGGCAGCGUGCACACACAUCCUGGUAUAUACAAAUUCAUCAAAACGCACAGCUUGGUAUUACGUGCAACUGAGUACUGUUUUAGAAACUGACACCAUGUUUUAAAGUGUAUACUGAAUGGUUAUCUACAAUUUACAAAAAAAGUCCUUUCUUGGGAGUUGACAUACACCAGCAGUGGAAUAUUGCAAGUUAUAUAAGCAGCUGUAAUUUAAAGACUGUUGAGCCACCAUCUGAAAUUGAGAUAUGAAACAUUGUUUCUGGUUCAGUUUAAUAACCAAACUGACAUUAUGCAUAGGAAAUUAUGGUUUUGUGCUUGUAAAAAGAAUGGACUGAUUGGAAAAGGAAGGCGGCUCCUAUCAUGUCUCCUUUCUAAAACAAGUCAAAUACAGCUCUACAUCUUAUCAUUUUCUCAAUUUACCCAAUUUGGAAAAAUCUUUCUGGAGCUGUUGGUAUUCUUAAUGGUUUUCCUGAUUCUAAAUUAUAUUAUGCCCCUGAAAUGGGCAGCAGGGGCAUCUCUUACAAACAUAGCAACAUGUCCAGGAAUACAUCACAUGCUUCUUUGCAAGAGAUGCAUAUGUUUAGGACAUUGAAACUAGAGAAUAUUCAAAGUGCCAAAUCACAAUUGUGCAAUGGAUUCAUUUAAAAGUAGAUCUUUAUCUUAUCAAUGGAUACUGUGGUCAAAGAUAAGCCACUGAGCUGCGUCAUAAGGAUGCUCCACUUGUAUGACCUAUUGGGAAAGUGAGGCAGACACAGAUUCAGCAUAGGUAAUAAUCCUUGAAAUAUCAAAUUAAUCUGGGCUACUACACCAUUUGUACAAUGUCAACUUGUAUAGCUCUUGUACCUGUUUAAAAUUGUUGUCUUCAGUACACCCAUUGUAAAAAUAAACAAAUCCAUUAAUAUGCUGCAAACUCCACAAGCAGAACAAUA
Messenger RNA from Anolis carolinensis (green anole), 6402 nucleotides. It is a transcript of the gene prickle1, whose product is annotated as prickle planar cell polarity protein 1. The record is from RefSeq and is a predicted model, not a curated record. Gene Ontology annotation, molecular function: zinc ion binding. The coding region runs from base 993 to 3452 and encodes 819 amino acids. The transcript is spliced from 8 exons. Lineage: Eukaryota; Metazoa; Chordata; Lepidosauria; Squamata; Anolidae.